Lottia gigantea (owl limpet) is the source of this 3630-nucleotide messenger RNA. RefSeq lists its product as hypothetical. Gene Ontology annotation, cellular component: cytoplasm. Gene Ontology annotation, molecular function: AP-2 adaptor complex binding; protein serine/threonine kinase activity; ATP binding. The coding region runs from base 1 to 3630 and encodes 1209 amino acids. The transcript is spliced from 27 exons. Gene Ontology annotation, biological process: regulation of clathrin-dependent endocytosis; protein phosphorylation; positive regulation of Notch signaling pathway. The record is from RefSeq and is a predicted model, not a curated record. Lineage: Eukaryota; Metazoa; Mollusca; Gastropoda; Lottiidae.
AUGGCCGAUUUUUUCAAGUCAGCUUUUGGAUAUUUGAGUGGGGGGCAGAACAAAGAAGAUAAUGACUUCGUAGGUCAAUUGGUGGAGUUGGGAAACCAGAAACUUCGUGUUAAAAAAGUCAUUGCCGAAGGUGGAUUUGCUUUUGUUUUUAUUGCCCAAGAUGUAAGCAGUGGUAAAGAAUAUGCAUUAAAGAGGCUAUUAGCCAAUGACGAAGAGAAGAACAAUGCUGUUAUGAAUGAAAUUCGAUUUUUAAAAAAAUUAACAGGUCAUCCAAAUAUCAUUCAGUUUAUAUCAGCAGCAGCUAUUAAUAAAGACCAGUCGGAUCACGGCCAGUCUGAAUAUCUUAUACUUACUGAACUCUGUCCUGGUGGAGAGCUAGUGUCAUAUUUAAAUCGUAAUGAGUUACAAUUAGCUUGUAAUCAGAUCUUACUAGUAUUUCAUCAAACAUGUCGAGCUGUACAACAUAUGCAUAAACAGAAACCUCCUAUUAUACAUAGAGAUUUAAAAGUAGAGAAUUUAUUAAUAAGUGCCCAGGGAACUAUAAAAUUGUGUGAUUUUGGUAGUUCAACAACUAAACCUCAAUAUCCAGAUACAUCGUGGACAGCUAUACAGCGUAGUUUAGUUGAAGAUGAGAUUGCUAAAAAUACUACCCCUAUGUACAGAGCACCUGAAAUGUUAGAUUUAUAUCAGAAUUAUCCUAUAGAUGAACGUGGAGAUAUAUGGGCUUUAGGUUGUAUAUUAUUUACACUGUGUUUUAGAGAGCAUCCAUUUGAAGAUUCAGCCAAAUUACGUAUUAUUAAUGCAAACUAUACCAUUCCAGAAAGUGAUAGAAAAUAUAGCAUAUUUCAUGAUCUUAUACGUUGUAUGUUAAGAGUGGACCCCACUACUAGACCAAAUAUAAAUGAUAUAUUAGAUAGAUUAAAUGAUAUAGCCAAUGCUAGAAAUGUGAAUAUAAAAAAUCCUUUACGAUUUGAUGAUUCUGCUGUCAACAAACCUGGUAACUGCAGUCAAGGUCUCUUUAAUUCUCUACGAGGAGGGGCAGGAAACUUGAUGAAGAAUAUUAAAGAUGCUUCUAGUAAAGUUAUGGAAACAGUUUCUGCGACUAUGAAUAAAGGUGAUUUAGAUAUAUCAUAUAUAACGUCUAGGCUUAUAGUUAUGUCAUUCCCUGCUGAAGGCGUAGAAUCAGCCGUCAAAAACCACAUAGAAGAUGUACGAACCUUUCUAGAAGCUAAACAUAAAAACUGUUACGCUGUUUAUAAUUUAUCACAAAGAUCAUAUCGUGUCGGUUGUUUUGAGAACAGGGUAUCUGAGUGUGGCUGGCCUCAAAGAAAAGCGCCAACCUUAGCUAGUUUAUUUGCUAUCUGUAAAAAUAUGCAUCUAUGGUUACGGCAAAAUCCUAAAAAUAUAUGUGUUGUUCAUUGCACAGAUGGGAGAUCUAACUCUGCUACUGUGGUAGGAGCUUUCUUGGUAUUUUGUCGUCUGUUUGAAAAACAUACGUCUGCUAUGCACAUGUUUACAUCCAGACGCUCACCACCAGGGGUCUCUCCAGCACAAAAAAGAUAUAUAGGUUAUAUUAGUGAAAUGGUGUUAGAAAAUCCAGUUAUACCCCAUUCUUAUCCCAUAGUAUUAGAUAGUAUAGUCAUGACUCCGGUACCGUUGUUUAAUAAAAUGAAGAAUGGUGUGACACCGUUUGCUGAAGUGUUUGUGGGUGAAGAAAGAGUUAUGUCUUCCUCUCAAGAAUAUGAAAGAAUGAAACAAUUUGUAAUAGAAGAUGGUAGAGCCAAGUUAAAUUUAGAUGUUACUGUUAGUGGUGAUGUUACUAUUGUAGUUUAUCAUGCUAGAUCAACUUUUGGUGGGAAAAUACAGGGCAAGAUUACAUCUAUGAAAAUGUUUCAAAUCCAGUUUCAUACUGGUUUUAUUAAACCAGAAACAGAAAUUAUCAAAUAUACAUUGUAUGAUUUAGACCAGUUAGAUACUCCUGAUAAAUAUCCUGACAUGUUUCAUGUAAAACUAAAUGUUCAAGUAUUAACUAAUAAAAAGACAUUAACAAGUGAAUCCAGACCGCCUUGGGAAAAAUUUGAUCGUGAAAAAUUAGGACCUAAAAUUCUCUUCUCCAGUAAAGAAGAAGUACAUGAAGCAAUAUCUGAAUUUGGUAUGUCUGAUAAAGCCAAAGUCAGACUAAGUCAGUCAUCAAGUUUAAAUUCAGUUGAUAAUAGUCCACAACAUAUGGCUGACAACAAGCAGUCUCAAUCUGCCACAAAAUCUGAUGCAAAUUCUGGCUCUAAUAACUUUUUUAGUGACUUGGACUGGACCUCGGAAUCUAACCAAGAGCAGACGACAGUGAAAGAUAAGGAAUCUAGACAAGGUUUACUAGUCUCUGAUGAGGAAGAGGAUGGUUUUACGGCCUUGUCUCGUGCCAGCUCAGGACAAAUUAAUAAUAAAUGUGAUAAUUCCGAUAAUGUGCAACCUGAAAAACAAAAUGGCUCCAAUCAGGAGGAUGUAGAUUUGUUAAACAUGAACACACAAAACUUCAAAUCGCCAUCGCCAUCAGUGCAAACAUCUCAAUUUGAUGAUAAUUUUGGAAACGCUACAUUUGAUCCUUUCGAGAGUUCCUCAAAAUCAACUAAGAAAGAGGAAGAUCCAUUCCAAAAUGCUCCAUUUACUGGUGCGCCUGUGACCCAACCAGAUCCAUUCCAAGGUAGCUCAACAUCAACAAAUCAAAAUGGCAAAGAAGAAGAUGAAGAUGCUGAGUUCUUCAGAUUGAUGGAAGGUUCUAAAGAUAUUCCAGUGCCGCCUUCAGUCCCUGACAGUGAUAAUCUGAUGGGUAAUUGGGAUGCAAGCAAUAUUACAAAGAGCGGGGCAUCAAACAGAACCAGCGUUCCACGACCCAAACCAUCUGGUAAUGGUGCAUUUGGUCAAGAUUCCAAAGCUGAUCCUUUUGCAGAAUUUGGUAAUAUUGGAAGUAAAAAACCUGGUAGUGCUUUUAACAUACCUCCUGCCCCAUCUAAACAAACCAAUAAACCUGCUGGAAGUGGCAUGUCAUGGCAACAACCUUCUAACAGUUCCAAUAAUUUAGGAGGCAUGGGAAGUGGAUGGCAGCCACAGAGAAACUCACCAACACCAUCAGCUAGUCCUCAAAGACAGCCAUCUAAAUCUAAUUAUAGUAGUGUUAUAGGUGGUAGAGAGGAACGUGGUACCAGAUCUCAUUUCGGUCCCAAAAAGAAAGUAGAUGAAAAUGCAUUUGAUGAUUUGUUAGGCGGAGUGAAUUUUACCAAAAAAUCUGAGCCUAAAACAAUAGCUGAAAUGAGAAGGGAACAAGAAGUUGAAGAAAUGGACCCUGAUAAACUAAAAGUAAGAGACUGGACUCAAGGUAAAGAGAAAAAUAUUCGAGCAUUAUUAUCAUCAUUACAUAAAGUUUUAUGGGAUGAGGAAACACGUUGGAAAGAAGUGGGCAUGCACCAGUUAGUCUCAGCUGAUCAAGUGAAAAAAGUCUAUAGAAAAGCAGUAUUAUCAGUUCAUCCAGAUAAGUUGGCUGGGUCUGAAUUUGAGGCGUUGGCUAAACUCAUUUUUAUGGAAUUAAAUGAUGCAUGGGCCCAAUUUGAAAGUGAAGGAAUGAAAUCGUUAUACUAG